This is a messenger RNA of Photinus pyralis (common eastern firefly), 5181 nucleotides long. RefSeq names its product protein argonaute-2. The transcript has 16 exons. The record is from RefSeq and is a predicted model, not a curated record. Bases 259 to 3141 code for a protein of 960 amino acids. NCBI's taxonomy places the organism in Eukaryota, Metazoa, Arthropoda, Insecta, Coleoptera, Lampyridae. Gene Ontology annotation, molecular function: protein binding; RNA binding.
UUACAUGUUAUGAUUCACUGACAUUGAAUUCACCCCGCUUCGCGCCGGGGGGGCACGGGGCGCACUUUUGGCCUACCCUAAUCUUAACCACCCACGAGGGCUGUGCGGUACGAUUUUUUUUUCGGUUGUUUCGGAAAUGUGCAACGAAAGCGACACGUUCGCGAUUGUGAUGCAAUUAGCGCGCUGAUAACAAUCGCGACGGCGGCGACGUAUUUUGUUUUAAACUGCGACGGCUUUAAUUAAUUCGCCCCCCUCGAAAUGUAUGGGGGUAGGAUGUCGGCCGAUACCGAACUGACGAGCAUGCAGACUGGGAUACAGCAAUUACUACCCGACAUUGCGACUCUCAGUUUACUGCAUAGACCCCAAGGAUUAAACCCGCACCAUCCCCAUCAUCCGAAUAUGCAACCGCAAACGGAGUCAUGGCAGUCCAGUCCCCCAUGUCAAACUUCGAGUCCAACCACACAAACCACAUUCGCAGAUCCGCUAUCAACGGGAACAUCUGGUGGUGCCUUAGGUGGCACGAGCACUGCCGUCGCGUUACCGGGAGCUGCUGGCGCCACACUAACGACGGGAACGCCCCCCGACCCGCCCCACUUUCAAUGUCCGCGUCGUCCAAACCUGGGUCGGGAGGGCCGUCCGAUCGGCCUUAAAGCUAAUCACUUUCAAAUUUCCAUGCCGAGAGGUUUCGUACACCACUACGAUGUUACCAUACAACCUGAUAAGUGUCCGCGAAAGGUAAACAGGGAAAUCAUCGAAACAAUGGUUCACGCGUACAGCAAAAUUUUCGGCAAUCUGAAGCCAGUUUUCGACGGACGCAACAACCUGUACACGAGGGACCCGCUGCCGAUAGGAAACUCGAGGGAGGAGCUGGAGGUGACGCUGCCCGGCGAGGGGAAGGAUCGGCUGUUUCGCGUCACGAUCAAGUGGGUGGCGCAGGUGUCGCUGUACGGCCUGGAGGAGGCGCUCGAGGGCCGCACCAGGCAGAUACCGUACGAGGCGAUACUGGCGCUCGACGUCGUGAUGAGGCAUCUACCUUCGAUGAGUUACACGCCGGUCGGUAGAAGUUUUUUUAGCACGCCCGAGGGAUACUAUCACCCUUUAGGCGGCGGAAGAGAAGUCUGGUUCGGUUUUCAUCAGUCUGUUCGUCCUAGUCAAUGGAAGAUGAUGCUCAAUAUUGACGUGUCAGCAACCGCGUUUUACAAGGCGCAACCAGUCAUAGAAUUUAUGUGCGAAGUUUUAGAUAUAAGAGACAUUAAUGAACAAAGAAAACCGCUGACGGACAGCCAAAGGGUGAAAUUUACCAAGGAGAUUAAGGGCUUAAAAAUCGAGAUAACGCACUGCGGCACGAUGCGUCGAAAAUACAGGGUCUGCAACGUCACGCGAAGACCGGCUCAAAUGCAAUCAUUCCCUUUACAAUUAGAUAAUGGACAGACUGUAGAGUGUACGGUAGCUAAGUAUUUCCUGGACAAGUACAAGAUGAAAUUGAGGUAUCCGCAUUUACCUUGCCUUCAAGUCGGCCAAGAGCACAAGCACACCUACUUGCCGUUAGAGGUUUGCAACAUUGUCGCCGGACAGCGGUGUAUAAAGAAAUUGACGGACAUGCAAACCUCGACGAUGAUCAAGGCCACUGCUAGAUCGGCGCCAGACAGAGAGAGGGAGAUUAACAACCUGGUGCGGCGGGCCGAUUUCAACAACGACGCGUACGUUCAAGAGUUCGGUCUGACGAUCAGCAACAACAUGAUGGAGGUGCGCGGUCGCGUGCUUCCGCCUCCCAAGCUGCAGUACGGCGGCAGGGUAGCGUCCCUCAGCGGACAGGUGGGCUGGCACAGCAAGCAGCAGGCGAUGCCGAACCAGGGCGUGUGGGACAUGCGAGGGAAGCAGUUCUUUACCGGCGUCGAAAUUCGAGUGUGGGCGAUCGCGUGCUUUGCUCCUCAGAGAACUGUGCGAGAAGAUGCCUUGCGGAAUUUUACGCAGCAGCUACAGAAGAUCUCGAACGACGCGGGCAUGCCGAUAAUAGGUCAGCCGUGUUUCUGCAAGUACGCGACCGGUCCCGAUCAAGUGGAACCAAUGUUUCGAUAUCUCAAGUCGACUUUUCAGGCGCUACAACUCGUCGUGGUUGUACUACCUGGAAAAACUCCCGUCUAUGCCGAAGUUAAAAGGGUAGGCGACACUGUACUCGGUAUGGCCACCCAAUGUGUUCAAGCAAAAAAUGUAAACAAAACUUCCCCGCAAACUCUAUCCAACCUUUGUCUUAAAAUCAACGUAAAAUUAGGAGGAAUCAAUAGUAUUUUAGUGCCAUCCAUUAGACCAAAGAUAUUUAACGAACCGGUGAUAUUUUUGGGUGCCGAUGUCACCCAUCCACCAGCUGGUGAUAAUAAGAAGCCUUCUAUUGCUGCUGUUGUUGGUUCAAUGGACGCUCAUCCCUCACGCUACGCAGCAACCGUUCGUGUCCAGCAACACCGCCAAGAAAUUAUACAAGAACUUAGUUCCAUGGUUCGGGAGCUGUUAAUUAUGUUUUAUAAAUCGACGGGCGGUUACAAACCUCAUAGAAUAAUAUUGUAUCGCGACGGCGUAUCCGAGGGGCAAUUUCUGCAGCUGCUCCAGCACGAGUUGACGGCGAUUCGCGAGGCGUGCAUCAAACUGGAGGCCGACUAUAAGCCGGGCAUCACGUUCAUCGUAGUACAAAAGAGGCAUCACACGCGUCUGUUCUGCGCCGAUAAGAAGGAGCAGAGCGGCAAGAGCGGGAACAUUCCGGCUGGUACGACCGUCGACGUCGGCAUCACCCAUCCGACCGAAUUCGACUUUUACCUUUGCAGUCAUCAGGGCAUUCAAGGUACUUCAAGACCGUCGCACUAUCACGUCCUGUGGGACGACUCCCAUCUGGACUCGGACGAAUUGCAAUGUCUCACGUAUCAGUUGUGCCACACGUACGUGCGCUGCACUCGUUCCGUUUCCAUUCCGGCGCCGGCCUACUACGCCCACCUCGUCGCGUUUCGCGCUCGAUACCAUCUCGUCGAGAAAGAGCACGACAGCGGCGAAGGUUCGCACCAGUCCGGCUCGUCGGAGGAUCGUACGCCGGGAGCGAUGGCGCGCGCGAUUACGGUCCACGCCGAUACCAAGAAAGUGAUGUAUUUCGCUUAAGUCUCGCGCGUAUUAAUUCUUGGUGUGCCAAAAAUUGCUGUUAUCAUCGCUUUUUGUUGUUGUUGUUGGCAGUCGAAAUACCAAAUUGCCAAAUGACCGGCCCCCUUUCUUUUGAAUUUCGUUUACGCUUAUUACGCACCUUAUAAUUUAUUUUUAAGUUUUAUCGUCAAUUGCGGAAUUUGGUAUUUGUAGUUUUUUAGUCGGUUAAACGUACCUAGUUUGGUGGGGAUGAUCAUUUUUCGUAUUGCCUUAUGAAUGUAGACAUAGCGCAGCUUGUCCUUGGCCGAUUUAUUUUUUAUUUUUUUUUUGCGUCAAUUGUACAUGUUCAGUUCGUUCCACCAUCCAAUCAGUGUGUAUGCGUAUGUGUGUGUCUGUCUGUCUGUCUGCGUCGUAACUGAAAUCUAUAGCUUUAAACCGUAAUGUCUUUCUAAACCUCAAGAGAAGAAGUCUUAAGCGGGAAGUUUUUGAAUCUUGGUGCUGACGUUCUGAAAACCAAAUUGUAUUGUACAUUUACUUUAGAUGUUAAAAUUUUAAAGGUAAUCUCGAAUCUAACCCAUCUUAUUUAUUCAUAUCUGCCGUGUGUACUAUAAAAAGAGGAAUGGGGGGGAGAAAUUGCAUAUUGUACAUAAUAAAAUAGCGAGAACUCUCUUUAUUGUUACAAUGGGUCUAGACAAUAAAAUAAGAAAGAAUACUUGUUUAGGCAACAUUCCAAAAAGCACAAACUAAUAGCUAGGUAUUUUUGUUUCGUUUAUUCGUAAGUGAUUUUUCGAAAUGUACUAACGUACGUUCGGUAUCCUGGGUGUCAUUUACGAGUAACAUUAUUCCAAUGUAUUUUUAAAUUACCCGGCGACGGGUACUAUUAUUAUAAGCGCCUCUGUUCGUAUUUUAUUUAUUAUUACUAUUAUUUUAAUCGUAGAGUAGAAAUUAGUGUGUACUGAAAGAUAGUCUUCAUUUUUACACGCGCAUGGUCUCUGCACCUCAAUAGAUGGCGUCGGCGUAAAUUUCUAUCGAACAGUGUUGUCAAGUGGCACCACUGUUAAGGUGAACGCCCGAAACCGUCUCAUGUGACCCAUCACAAUUUCAUCUCCUAGAAAGUGCAAUGCAACCCAAAAUUACCAAAGUACAGGUUGAGGUCGGGAUCUUGUAUUUUAAUUAGUGCCUACUGUGUAUCACGUGACCCAAAUAAUUUUAGUAUUAAGUUAAUCAGAGAUACUUACACUACAGUAGCUAAAGCGCCAGACUGUCACGUGACCCCCCGGGCGGUGAGGUUCUGCGCGAAAAUCGCGUGACGUGCAACUGUUUCUGUCCACGUCACGUGACCUUCGCGCCAGAACCCGACUGCCCGGGUUAGGUGGCCCUUUGACUACUCGCGACGGACGAGAAACGCAACUUAUUGUUCUUGUGCUCCCGCCGCCUAAUGUUUUUCUUUUUUUUUUAGUAUUUAGCCUUACGUACAAAUUUAGAUUUAAGACGACAAUAUUCGUGUUGCGUUUCCCUUUCGUCGCAAUCGCUGAAAAGGGGGGUAUUAAGCCGGGAAAUUUUAAUGUAGCAAAUUCCUCAUAAUGUUAGUUAGGAUCAAGACAAGUGGUGAGCUAAGUUGCCGUCGUUUUGUUAUACAUACAUAUCUCGGAAGAUAUUCAGACAAUAACCGAUUUCUCAUAUCAUGUUAAAUUUUCGAUCACAUACGGACAAAAAGAUAUCAACGCCCCCGCGCAUCUUAGCGUCACCGCCGGUUUUCUUAAGUCGUGUGCAGUGCAGGAGAGAGGAAUCAAUGUUCUCAAAUUUAAGUCUCUAUUUUUGUUGCUUUAAGCAAAUAGGUUGUUAUACGAGCCAAUUUUAAUUAUUAUUAUUAUUAAUAAUACUUAACGUACUACGUAGUCAUAGAGCAUAUCAAUUUUUGUUGUAGAUUUUAAGUCGCCCAUUACGUUGUCAUUUUUAAUUGUGGUUGCAAUAGCUUGUUACGUCGUAAACCUUUCAUUUUUACACUUUACAAAACAAAUUUGGUCUUGUGAAUCACGUUGACGUUUGUUAAUUAAACUG